AUGUGGAAAGUUGCAGAAUCUCCAUUAUUUGGGUGUUGCAAGGAAACGCAAGAACAGCCGGAAAUUCCAAUUCUUCUACGCAGCUCAGCAAUGGAGGUGGCUACGGAGCAAAAAAAGACAAGUGUGCCGGUGUUGCCAUGGAUGAGAAAUCCAGUUGAUAAUAGCUUCUACGAAGAAUGUCCGCUUAAUUUCCUCCCUUUUCUGGACCCCAGGUUAGAGGCUGCAUUAUGUAACAUGGGUAUCACUUCACUCUUUCCCGUGCAAGUUGCAGUUUGGCAAGAGACAAUUGGACCUGGUUCUUUUGAACGUGAUAUUUGUAUAAAUUCACCUACAGGGAGUGGGAAAACUCUUGCUUAUGCUUUACCAAUUGUGCAGACAUUGUCAACUCGUGCAAUAAAAUAUCUCCGUGCUUUGGUGGUGUUGCCCACUCGUGACUUGGCUAUGCAGGUCAAGGAAGUCUUUGCUUCCCUAGCUCCUGCAGUAGGCUUGUCUGUGGGUUUGGCUGUUGGUCAGUCUUCGAUUGCAGAUGAAAUUUCAGAGCUCAUCAAGAAACCUACUCCAGAGGCUGGUAUCUGUUUUGACUCUGAAGAUUUCUCAUUCGGCUUAAGAAGUUCAGUGGACAUACUGGUAGCAACACCAGGAAGGCUGAUGGACCAUAUUUACAAUACAAAGGGUUUUACGCUUGAUCAUCUUUGUUAUCUUGUGGUUGACGAAACAGAUCGGUUACUUAGGGAGGCAUAUCAAUCGUGGCUGCCUACUGUCCUUCAAUUGGCUCACACUCAUAAUCAAACUCUGUAUCCGGAUGCAAGCAGCAUUUUAUCUCCUACUUUUGGGUCUCUGAAGACAAUUAGGAGAUUUGGUGUGGAACGGGGGUUUAAGGCUAAGCCUUACCCGAGGCUUAUGAAGAUGGUUCUAUCAGCAACAUUAACCCAGGAUCCAAGCAAGCUUGCGCAGCUUGAUCUUCACCAUCCUUUGUUCUUGACUACUGGACCAAGGCGUUACCAGCUCCCUGAACAACUAAAAUCCCUCAAAGUGAUAUGUGAACCAAAGCUUAAACCACUUUAUCUACUUGUCCUAUUGGAAACUUUGCAAGGGGAGAAGUGUAUUGUUUUCACAUCAUCUGUAGAAUCAACUCAUAGGCUAUGCACCUUACUGAAUUUCUUUGGUGAUCGGCAAAUCAAGUUCAAAGAAUACUCACGGCUUCAACGUCAGACCAUAAGAAGCAAGACAUUGAGGGCAUUCCGAUCUGGAGAAAUACAAGUGCUAGUUUCCUCUGAUGCGAUGACUCGUGGAAUGGAUGUUGAAGGGGUGAAAAAUGUAAUUAAUUAUGAUAUGCCCGCAUAUAUCAAAACAUACAUUCACCGGGCUGGUCGAACUGCGAGAGCUGGUCAAACUGGGUGUUGCUUCACAUUGUUGCUCAAAGACGAGGUUAAGCGAUUCAAAAAGCUUUUGCAGAAGGCUGAUAAUAACUCGUGUCCUGUUUAUUCUAUACCGUCUGAAUCAAUAGAGUCGCUUCGUUCUCUGUACACUACUGCUUUGGAGAAAUUGAAAGAGAGUAUUGAAUCAGAAAAGCAUAGAAAACGCAAGCUCACAAAAACUCGAACACCUGGUGCAAGUCUAGCAGGUAUGAUUGACGAACAGAUGAAAAAAAAAAAUGAAGCUUUGAGAGAGAAGAUCAAAGCGGAGGAGGACAUGUUGAUGAGAGAAAUGGAGCGGCAGCAAAUGGCAGUGGUAGACCGGAGAAUGGUGGAGUUAGCCAUGCUAGAGAGCUGA
Molecule: messenger RNA, 1773 nt
Organism: Fraxinus pennsylvanica
Lineage: Eukaryota; Viridiplantae; Streptophyta; Magnoliopsida; Lamiales; Oleaceae
Source: the annotation of a GenBank genome assembly